AUGCCAAAGGCGGUGGCAGACAAGAUCAUUGCAUUACAAAGAAAAUUUAUAUGGUGCAAGGAGGACAACCCCAAAGAAAGUUGGGGGCUUGGGGUGGGUGAUGCAGUGCUGAGGAAUACAGCGCUCCUGUUUAAGUGGUGGUGGCAGUUUUCAAAGGAGGAGUGCCCGCUGUGGAAGAAGAUUGUUUGUUCAUGCAACAAGUUGAACCCGGAUAUAAUGCUAACAACUCAGUCUUUACCAGUAAAAGGAGGGCCUUGGAAGGACAUAUGUCAGCUGAAUAUCAAAGAACCACGGGUUCGAGAUAAAGUGGUCAGUGGCCUGGCAAUGGAAGUAGGCAAUGAAUGGAUAUGGAAUUUUCAAUGGAGGAGGGAGUUGUUUCAAUGGGAGCUGGAACUUCUCCGUCAUCUCCAUGAGAUGUUACGUCCAGUGAAGCUGUCAGCUAGGCACGAGGACAAUGUGAUGUGGAAGUUUGACAAUAAAGGUGUUUUUUCUACGAACUCCGUUAUACAGGUCAUACAAUUGGAGAUGUUGUCGGAUGAGAUCACGAGCUAUAGCUUUACAAGUCCACUUUGGAAAGGUUUUGUACCUCUGAGAAUUGAGCUUUUUGGGUGGUUUGUGCUAGUUGGUAGAGUUGACACCAAGGAGAGGUUAACUAAACUAGGAGUUAACAUUCAGAGUGAUAGCAUUUGUGUACUGUGUACCAAGGAAAUCGAAUCGGCUGAGCAUUUAUUUCUUUGGUGUGAGACAACAAGGGCAAAAGAUGUGGAUGACAGCGUUCUUUGCAGUGAUUUGGAACAUUUGGUUGGAACGUAA
Arachis stenosperma is the source of this 813-nucleotide messenger RNA. RefSeq lists its product as uncharacterized. Lineage: Eukaryota; Viridiplantae; Streptophyta; Magnoliopsida; Fabales; Fabaceae. The record is from RefSeq and is a predicted model, not a curated record. The transcript has 4 exons. Bases 1 to 813 code for a protein of 270 amino acids.